Alternaria arborescens is the source of this 1641-nucleotide messenger RNA. RefSeq lists its product as hypothetical. The coding region runs from base 1 to 1641 and encodes 546 amino acids. Lineage: Eukaryota; Fungi; Ascomycota; Dothideomycetes; Pleosporales; Pleosporaceae. The transcript has 3 exons. The record is from RefSeq and is a predicted model, not a curated record.
AUGGACGGCUCGGCUAUCACGUACGCAACGUCCAAGGACUGGCUGGACAUCAUGAAGAAUCGAUCAAAAGUGCGCAUGCACGAGCUGAUCGAGCGUCUUGGACUACGCGCCAAAUGGUCGUCCAACAAACGCGGCAAGACAAACUUUGAAUCCGCCCUGGUGCGCGAACUGGUCGCAGAUAUGGGUGAUGUCGUCUCUACACUACCAAAAGAGCCGGAUGAGCUUAUGAAGUUUCUAAGCGACGAGGGAAGUCUGAAAGAGGAGGUUGAUGGCUUACUUGAGAAACAUGGCGCUAAGGUCUGGGGAAGAGUGGGGGACCGUGAGCAUCUAAUCACAGCGAACGAACCCGGGGUUGAAAAAGGUCUCUACCCUAGGGAUCUCUACAUUGAAAACGAGGAGGACAGGGCACUAAUUCACAAACUCCUCCAUUGGUGGAUCGGACUGAAAGCAUGCAACGUCAUUCUUGCGCGCGAACGUCUGGACCGGGAAAGAAGAAAGAAGGCAGAGAACCGACAAGCGCGAGCUGACGCCGAGUUUUCUGGUCAGCAAGAGGGUGGUACGCCAGCAUCCUUUGUUGCGCUUGCACCAAAUUCAGUGUUGCAUGAUGGCGACACAGCCUCACGUGGAAGCCCCAUGUCAUCGAGCGCUAUGCUUACGCCUCCAGAAUCUGGAGAGAGUCCUACUAUAGGACCUCGAGAAGGAGCCGGGUUCACAGCUCCCAACGGCAGUGCACAUGCGACGAAUGGUAACGCAGCGUUCACGUCCACGAAAACACACGAACAGCAGGUUUCGCAACAGCCUAGUAGUAUCGUCGAGGGUGUUUGGAAUAAGCUCGCUGCUGAGGCAUCCAAAUCUCGGUACCUUAGCACGCUGUCAGGACCUGCUCCCACCCAAGCCGCACAUUCUACCGAAACCAAAGCCGCAGUACAACAGCAGAUCGCAAACGCGACCCAAGCUGCUGCUGAUCGGCAAAUUAGUGUUCAAAUGGCCGCGCUGGUCGCAAGCUUUCGGUCGGAUGACGGGGUACCAGAAGAGCUACCACAGCCAAAUAACAGUAUAUCGUAUCGUGGGUUGGACUACGAUGGUUUACGAGCACUACGCCAGUACAUCUAUGGAGAAGAGCGUGGCGUCUCAAUGGAUGAGGAAGCUCUUCUUAACCAACUUGAAAGAACGUGGCGAGAAGGCGUCCGAGCCGACUACAACAGGAUAAUUGAGAACAUCCCCGUCUUCAUCGCCAGGGAACGAGCAUUUUUAACAUGGGUGGAACUGAAGCGACAUCUGUCAGCUCUGUUACGAGCAAACGACCGUUGGUCAGCCGAAGGCCACACGGCCGCCGAAAUUGAGCGCCGCAUUCAACAGCACCGCACACUUAUGGGCUGCACACAAACGAUCAUCGCCAACUUUGAAGACAUUGGCCAAGGCUUCGGUCUCGGUCCCAAUGUCGCUGUGGACCGCGAUGAGCUGCUGCGACAAGCUCUCGUGGUAUUAGCUGGGGAAAAGUAUGCUGUUGAGAUGCAGUGGAAGCCUGUAGACUUUACGCAAGUCAUGGGAUGGCUGCACGACCACUUGGAAAGCUUCCGCAAGGAAGAAGAAGAAGAGGGAAAGGGUAUGCUCUGGUAUAUUGGCGAGUCACGACGCUAG